UCUACAGGACUAGUGAAAUGUUUUUAGUGACAAGAUACCGUGUGAAGGAUUCUUUUGUGAGGAUUUAAAGGCGGGAAUAAUAUCGAUCAAGAAUGCUUAAGUGGACUGUAUACGGUAAAAAGAACCAAGAUGUUCAAGUCAUCACUGAUGACGAAUUAAACAAUGAUAACCCAUACAAUGAUAAAGCUAGACGGUCUUUAGACGCGCAGACUGUCAAAAAAAGCAAAAAACCUAGCAGGUACCAGAGAAGAUCGCUAGGUGCAGCUGCAAGAAAAAAUUGCUGCCAAAAUGUUGACAAAGAAAACCUUAAUUAUGUUGGUAAUACACCAAAUCAUUUUAGGGAAGGGUAUAUUAACAAAAAAUCAGACAACGUUGCUUUAAAAGACGUGAGUAAUAUAACACCGAAUUCACUGACACCCAACUUCGACAAAAGAAAAAUUUACAGGAAUUCCUCGAAAGAAGAUAUUCCUUCCGAUUUACCUCCUACUCCUCCUACUUAUAGUAGAAGAGUUAGAGAAGCGAAAAAAAGAAAAUUGGAAAUGACAAAUUCUAACAAUAAUGAAGUAUUCAGCAGAAACAGUUCUAUUUAUAAAUCAGAAAGAAGAAUCAAACAAGAUAGGAGUCUAAUUACAUCACCAAAAUUAAGUCACAGUGUAUCCGAACCGUCACUAAAUGAGCUUUCAGAAAGAUUAAGUGCAUCUUCAGAGAAUUCGAAAAGCUCAUUUACUAUUUCAAAAGAAAUACACAACAGAAAACCAAUAAGUACAACAAAGACAACGAGUGAAGGUCUGGUCGAAAUUGAAUACGAUAAAGAUCUAGUAAUUAACUGCGUAGAGAAACCUUUAAUAGUAGACAAAACUAAACUAGAAAAAACUACUUUACCUAUAUUUGGUUCCCGUAUGUUUACAGAUAAUCCAUUGUAUUUUACGAAAAGUGAAGAGGGACCCCCUAAUAUAAGGCCUUUAAAACGCACAAGAAAAAAAUCUAAUGACUUUGAAAGUUCUUUUAAAUCACCUUCGAUCGAUAAAAGGGAUGUACAUACCUUAGUUAGAGACGGUUGUUCUCCUAUAUCGAUUACACCAUUAUCUGUAAAACUAGCUGCUUUAAGAUUUAGUACUAUGAGUACCCAUACUAAGUCAAAGAGAGUUGUUGAAGAUAAUGAUAUUACCGAUUUUUUCCCAAAGGUAGAUAAUCCUUUUACCAUCCCCAUAAAGGACGAAGAAUGUUCAGCUGAAAUGGAAAACAAAUUUAUCCCCUAUAAAGAAUCUUUAACAAGUGUCACGGAUUCGACAGUCUCAACUACAGAAAUGGGUGACGUUACUUUAGAAAAAAUGAUUGAAGAUAUUAUAAAGAGCACGAAAAUUGUAAAAUCAAAGAGAAGGAUUUUCAAUAAAAACGUUGAAAGAAAUCGCGAUAUUGAAGAAGAACUUUUAACGGUUGAAUCGAUUAAAGAAUUGUUUGUUAAGCCACAGACAGAAAAUAAGACAAAUUUAAUUAAAGAAGCUAGGUAUGUUAAUUUGUCCACAGAGAAUUCUGUGUCACCGAAAACAACACCCGUUAAAAAGAAAACUCCUAUUCAUCGAGUAAAUGAUAAACUCCUUAAAAAUGUACCUAUCGGAGGUUUUAUUUUAGAUGAUGGAGAUGGUUAUAAUGAAAGAGAAGUAAGAACGCCAGAUAAGUAUGUCGAUGUAAAAAGACACCAUUCGAACGAGCGUGUAAAUAUUUCUAUAGUUAGAUCACAAUCUAUGAGUUCUUCGAGCAUAAAAAGAGGAAAUUUAGAACAAGUCUCCUCUGAAUCAACACCAGACUUAUCCUCUGGAUCGAAAGAGAGCAGAAACAACAGAUUAAAAAGACAAAAAUGUAUACGCAGAAAAAAAUCUACUGUGAGCAAUGACAGUUUGUGGAAACAAAAACAAAAUGAGAAUAAAUCGUCGCUCGUCCUCACUUUAGAAAUGGGUAUACCAAGCCCUGCAAGUGAACUACAAAAUGUCUCACUUUACGAGCCUCCUAGUACAUCUUUUCAUGAGGUAAUGCCUGGGAGAGACUGUUUAUUCACGAAUAAUUCUAUUCGAUCGAAUGUUUCACAUAGCAGUCUAAAAACUUACAUUCCUAAACAGAAUAUUAGAUCAAGAGAGUUGUUUGGUCUAACGCUAGAAAAUGGAAUUCCUAGUCCUAUUACACCAUUACCAAAUCUGAAGCGAUCUAGUAAUGCGUUAAGUGAAGAAAGGGCGCAUAAAACGAGUAAACUCGAGGAAGAAUUACUUUCAAAUGACGUAAUGACACCGGUACUGGAACACAAAACAUCUAGACGAUGUCUUACAUAUUCACCUGAAGAAUGUAGUAUCGACAGUACAGAGGAAAAACGAAGAAGCGUUGCUAGCAAUCGUUUAGAAAGAAGUACAGAUCGAUUUCAAUCUUUAAAAGCAACAAUAGAUUUAGAAGUUAUAACGAAAAAUGAUAUAAUUGACGUGCACGUAAUUCGAUGUCGAGACCUUCAAAGAUCGUCAGGGAAAACGGAUGAUAUUACCGCUUAUGCAAAGGUUGUGAUCAGUGGUGUAACCGAAGACCAGAGUUUACCGUCACAACGCUCAAUUUUCCAACGGACCUCCGUACUCUAUGGGAAGAGAGAGCCGGAGUUCCAGCGCCAUCUCAAAUUACCUCUACCAAAAGCAGUCUACGAUCAUCAAAUGCUGCACAUCUCAGUGUGGCACAGAGAUAAAAAGUACAGACGGAGCGAGUUUCUAGGAUGUGUCUCGUUCCCAUUGAAAGAUGCUAUUAAGAACGACAUUUCCGGCACGUACUUUUUGCAACAAGGGCGCCAGAGCGCGUCGGCGCAGGACGCCUGUCGGGUGACUGAGCGACGCAAGAUGGCCACAGACAAUACUGAAACUACCAGCACCAAUGAUGGCGCCAAGGAGAAUACAGACAAAGGCGUAGCGUCCAAUGGUCCUUCAACAAACCAAGCUCAAGUAGCAGCUGCUUUACAACGGGAAGCUGACGAACACCUGUUCUUACGAUAUUUGGAACUCGAUCCACCUGAAGACCCUGCAGCACCUCGUCGUACACAACGUCAGGGGCGUACGCCUUUUACGACAACUAGGAAAUUGUUAAGAGGGACAAGUGGGGGCUUUGGGUUUACGGUAGUAUGGACACGCCCACCAAGAGUGGAGAGGGUAGCAGCGGGAGGGUCAGCUGAGAGAGCAGGCUUGAGGGCUGGUGAUUACAUAGUCUUCGUUGGAAACAAGAAUGUUGUAACCGUAUCUGAAGAAGAGGUCCGAAAUCUUGUCAAAUCAGCGGGACAAACAUUAAACUUGGAGACGUUUAGACGUGUACCACAAAAUGGCGUUGGGAUCAAGCCUCGUUUGGGCCAAGUGUCAAUACCAGUCCCCGAGUCCACUCCACCACCAGCUCCCAAAUCCCCAAGAGCAGCAGCCCUCGCUUCCCCAGCAACAGCAGCAAGACCUCCAACCGCUUGUUCUUCAACCAGCCAAUCCCUUGAUAGACGCAAACUACAUCUGCCACAGGUCACCUUCUCCAAGGAGGCUACAAGCCUAACAACAGAUGGAAGAAAGCGUGCUCUUCUGGCCGUUGUGGCAAGGGAACAACAUUACGGAACUUGUCUUCAGUUCGGCCUCGUUCGAUUUGUUUCACCACUCGCUGAAAGAGCUGAUCUGAUCGCUCCAAGUGAUCAUCAGCUGCUCUUCCAGAACAUUGAGGAGAUUUUAAGACUAUCUGAGGAUAUUUUGGAUCAAGUUGUUCAAGAUGAUGGUGAGAUACAGACAUCAACUGUUGUGGCUGUUUACUUACAAAAGACUCCUAUAUUCAUUAGCCUUUAUAAAAAAUAUUGUCUAGGACUGAAGAGAGCUGAUUGUGUAUUGGUGAAGAAAUCAAAAGACCCAAGUGGAGCGUUUUCAAGAUUUUGUACAAGUCCCCCAAUACCGAGGAGAAGGCCGGACAUUACUUCCUUAGUUCAUAAACCACUGGAACAGUUCAGAGAGCUUCUUAGAUUAAUGAGAGCGGCAGCUAGCUGUAAAGGAGCUGGACCUUACGACCAGCUCGAAAAAAAGCAACUGCAAGUUAUUGUUGAGCAACUUCAAUGUGGUUACCAAGAUGUGACAGCUGGUUCAGGUCUAAUGGGCCUCGCUGGUGAUGGAAAGCCUUUAUUGUCAGUUGCUGACUUAGAGAGUCGCCUCGUGUUCACUAGAUGUAAGCCAUUCGUCCUAAGCACUGCGGGAAGACAAUGGAUCUUCGGCGGAGAGCUCUCCAGGGUAGAAGGCAGGACAAUCCGUCCUUAUUGGGCAUUGCUUUUCUCUGACUUGCUACUUUUUGCGACUGUGUCCAGAGACCGAGUGCUCUUCGUAACAGAGGAGCCCGUCGCAUUGGGCACUGUGUCUGAAGCCCAAUUUAAUAUUAGGAAAAAAGCGACUGAAUUUCGACUGAUCCUGGGGCGAGCCGGGGGAGAAAGUCCUCUAGUAUCGUGUGCGCCACGCACCCCUGCUCGCUCAAGACCCAUUGUCUUACGAGCUCCUUCUAUUGAUUUGAAAGCUGUGUGGCAGAGCCUGUUGCAAAGACAAAUUUACCGCGCACACACAAUGUCAGGGACGCCACUUGGUUCACCGCUAGAUUCUCCCGAUCCUCAGUUAACAUUCAGCCUGGCGACCCUGGACUCUCAACAGCGACAGGUACGUCGAAGUUCAGCCGAAACACAAACAGGUGCUUGUGGAAGUGCCGCAGAAGGUACACGAAGCAACAGGAGUCGAGGAUCAACUUUACAUUUACAGAGAUGGAUGACUCAGUUAGCUGAAACUGAGGAGUUAGAUCAUCCAGAACCAGAUAUGGAAAUGUGGAGUAUUGAAGAACUUAGAAAAAGGUCAAAAGAGUUAAACCUUUUAGAAGUAGCAGACCUUGUAGAGAAUCAUGUUAAUAACAAAGAGUCUGAAGUUGUCACUACAGUUGAAAAGAAGGAAAAUGAUAAAAGUCCAUCAAAAAGUAGUAAUUCGGGUAGUCAGAUUACAGUUCGAACAAGCCCAGUAGUAGUAGACACCAUUCCUGUAUGUCGACAAUGUCAUAAAAAGUGUUUAUCGAAGCCAAAUAGUCCAUUGGUUUCACAAAAGGAACCACCAGUACCACCAAAACCUAAAGUUGAAGCCUCGCCUCAAAAUUCUGCUUCGAAUAAAAGUACUCCUAGUUCUUGUAGCGCAAAUUGUAAUAUUCGUAAACAAAAAUACUUUCCUCAUUUGGAACGUAAAGGUGCUAUCAGGAUAAGACCAGAAGAUGGUCCUAAGGCUGCGAUGAAAGUAAUUGAUUCAAUUGAACAGAGUCAAAGAAUGCUUAAAUCAAAAUCAUAUGAACUUAAAACCGAAUCUCCAGUUCUGAAUAAGAGCAUCACUAGAAGUCAGACGAAAAGUCACUUAGAGUUGAGAAAAGAAAAUUCUAUUACAUCACCUAGUCCCACUUCUAGUAGUAGAAAUAGUCCCCUGUCCACUAGUCACACAACUUGUAGCUCCAUGGUUUUUAAUUCUAGUUCGAAUGACUUAAGAACAUUGAACUCAAACAUACCUAAUCAAGUUCAAUGCGUCAUUGCACAAGAGAAGUACUUAAAUGAAAUUAAAUGCGUUGAAAAUAUAAUAUUAUCAAAAACAAAAUCUUCGUCUGUUCCAUCUCCAGCUACUGUAAGAAAAGAUGAACGAACUAGACAAAAGGCAGAAACUGUUCUAAGCAAAGUAUUAGGAAUGAAUAUUAUCACAAAAAGAGAAAAUGUAGGUACAUGUUUAAAAACCUCCUCAGUAUUUUUAGAUGAUGAUUCUAUGCAUGAAGAAGAUAAUGAUUUUAGAAUAGAAAGAGGCCUACGAAGAUCUCCCAGAAUGGGUAUAUCUGCGGUUAGUAAAAUGAAUGGAGACAUAAAUAAAAAAAAUGAGGUUAUAGAAGAUGCAAAUGCAAACGCAAGCGACGUUCUAUCUGAUGAGGAUUCAGAAUUAGGUCCACUAAUGCUAAUGGGAUUAUCAGCUAUAAAUCCAGCUGCUCAUUUAAUGAGAGUUGAACCUUUCAAGAAAACACACUUUGAUCACAUAAGCAAUGGUUCCAAUAAGACGCAUUCGAGACCCGGAAGUCUUGGCUCUAUAAAAUCUGAAUCACCAGUACCUAAUAUAGCAGUCGUUCCCCCAACACCCGAUUAUAAUAAUACUAGUAAGACUGAUGAACUUUUAGACGAAUCACCGGAUUCUCCAGAUGCUCCUGAAGACUUACCUUACGUUUCUUUAAAAAGGUAUGGCACAAUGUCAAGCCUCGAAAGGCUACCAUCAGAUGAGACUGAUGAUGGUAACGUAAGACUGACACAGGAACCAGAAACCUCAAAGACAUAUAAUUCAGUCACCAGUGCAGCUGGAGGUAUAAUGGGUUGGACGGCUCGAGCCGGCUCUUUUGUCGUCGAGAAAAUGAAUAUAUUCAGUCACACAGAAAGCGUGCCAAAUACUUCUAUAGCGCAUAAACAACCGUCAUUUUUGGAAAGGUGCCUUGGCGUCGGCGAUUGGAAGUCACCAUUAGGAACUGAGGAUGGUACAGUUGAAACAGGAGAAGGGAGUGGUGCAAGCGGUGAAGAAGCUUGGGGCACGCCAUCAUCUGGCGACCUCUCAGACAAUCUACCUGAUUCGGAACAUGGAACCCUCUCUUCACCAACAAAGUCUUCUUCAUCGUACGCUGGAGAUGAUGAUACGGAGCUAAUGAUGGAUGAACUAUUAAUGGCACCGACAAUAACUGGACCUACGACCUUGAGACCGCUUCUUCCAAGGGAUGUGUUCAGGAGAAGACUAGAACCUUUACUAGAAGAAGAUGGCUCUGAUAGUGGAAGUGAAGACAAUAAACCAACACCUACAAAUUCUGAUGACCAGGGCAGCGAGCGUGGCCUCGAUGCUGACGAUUGCUGCGACGCGCCGCACCGGCCGUCCUCUGCUUCAGAGCCAGAAGCGGAGGACGUUGCCUGCGGCGCGGGGGGCGUGGUCCGUGGAGGGGAGCGCGCUGGUGGCGCCACGUGCGACCUGAGUCCCGACCGGACUCCCACCAACGAAACACCUUCGAUGCCCUUACAAUCUGUUUCAAAAGAGUGUGUGGAGCGAGCAUCUGCUGGCGGCGCUCGUCGGGGCUCGGCCAGUUCAGCCAGCACGCCCUCCACACUCGAACGCACCACCAUCCACAACCCCACACCCCUACAUCAGCUGUCACCAGCUUCGGAGCCACCACCAGUACAAGAGUGUUCACGUGCAGAGGUGAGGCCGCCGUCCCCGGAGCGACUCAGUCCGCGUGCGGAGAUGCGCCUGGCACUCGACCAGGGGAAGGACAUGCUGGCGGAGCAGGAAGUGGGAUGGGCUGGCGCGCGCGACCCCUGGUCGUUUCGCGCGGCGUGCCAGCGCUCGCUGGUGCGGCGCGUGGCGAGCGCGGACGCGGUCACGAUGUGCCGCACCGCCCCUCAUACUACUUCGCGCAGUUCUGUAUAUGCUUGGAAAGCUCCAGAAACCGAAACGAAACUUAUGGAGAUGGAGCAACUGGCACGAGCGGAAGUUCAGACGAUGCGUUCGCGGACGCGCUCUCAAUGCCAGAACGGGAAGAUAUUGGGGUUCCUCCGUCGUCGAGCGUCAUCCGAUAGCCCUCGCCGCGAACCCUUCAUCGUCAACGCGAGGCCCUUCUCACCGCGCAGAAGCACUGAAAAACAUUUCGAGAAACGAUUCUGGAAACAAGUUACCAGAAGACGUCAAUCUUGCGGCUCCAUCAGCCAAAUAUAAGAGACUAAAUGAUAUCACAAAGACUUUAAAAGAUUAAUAAAAAAACAUUUAAGUGUUCAUCGUCUUUUACUUAAUGGUAACGGUAGCAUGGUAUAU
This is a messenger RNA of Melitaea cinxia (Glanville fritillary), 7871 nucleotides long. RefSeq lists its product as uncharacterized. Gene Ontology annotation, biological process: signal transduction. The transcript is spliced from 32 exons. Gene Ontology annotation, cellular component: plasma membrane; nucleus. Gene Ontology annotation, molecular function: guanyl-nucleotide exchange factor activity; protein binding. NCBI's taxonomy places the organism in Eukaryota, Metazoa, Arthropoda, Insecta, Lepidoptera, Nymphalidae. The record is from RefSeq and is a predicted model, not a curated record. Bases 93 to 7775 code for a protein of 2560 amino acids.